Molecule: messenger RNA, 4184 nt
Organism: Porites evermanni
Lineage: Eukaryota; Metazoa; Cnidaria; Anthozoa; Scleractinia; Poritidae
Source: the annotation of a GenBank genome assembly
AUGCCGCGAGGGUGGCGAGAGACACACAAGCCUGAAACAGCAGACUCUUAUAGAGGACGGAGAAGACUUCCUUGGAGGAGGGACAACUCCAGCCUUCCAUCUGAAAGUGCGAAAGUAAAUGAAACCAUGAAAACGGGAGAAUUUCCCAUGGGAGUUACUCCAGUAGUAUUGAAUGAGGCUGUGGAGGCUUUUUCUUCAAACCAAACUGAAUCUUUAACUAGCAAUAACUAUGAUACACAUUACUCAACUGCUGAUAAUCCACAACUUGAAACCAAAGGGGCACAGGAAAUCAUGGAUAGUGGCUCAAAUCCAUCCUCACUUAAGGCAAAUGGCUUUUCAUGUGCAAGAAAUCAAGGAACAAGCCUCACUAAUGCUAGCAAGCCUUUGUCUCUGUUUCCAUUCCUUGGAAUGCCAAGUACCGUAGGUUCAAUAGCUUCCAUCACAUCACCUACAUCACCAUCAGUACCACAGUGGAUGCAGUUAGUAACAAAUCAGGAUGCUGAACGAAUAAUGCAAGACAUUAGUUCAGGUGGGCUGCAUUUUUGUUGACUGGUCAUAAGCACCUUGUGGUAACCUUUGUAUUCUUCUAAAGGUGGCCCAACUGGAUGUUUUAGGGGGAAUACCUCCCAAGUUUGAGCAUUAACUAUGUCAACAUGAGUCAAGAUAUGAAAAAAAGGUAACCACAACUGUAUUAUAUAAAGAUGAAAAUUUCUUUCUUGUAAUCGAAGUUGCUGUGGCAACGUAAUGACGCCAUUACUUUUUUAUUUAUCUUUGUGUUUCUCUGUACUGGGAGUUUUUUUUAAGAAAUUGCUUAAGGGAGUAUGUACAGGCAAUUAUGGCAAAGUUUGAACAAUAAUAUUCUAUGAGAGUGUUUGGAAAUACUUUGAAACAAAGUUUUAAGAAUCAUAAAAAUGGUGAAAUAGCAUGCUAUCUGCACAAUUGGCUAAUAUUUUACAAAAAUGAUAAGCUUUGGAAACAUGGCUUCAUCUCUUAGUCAAAAAAAGCGGGGAAUUGCCCUGGGCAAUCGCAAGUUAGAAGAAUUUUAUUAACCUGCAUUCAGCUGCUUUUGUUACAGUUUUUGCAUGUAAUUUGGUCCAUGCCUACAAAUUUUGCAUUAUUCAAAAAACUGUUACAUGAAUUUUUUAAUAAACUUGACAAUACCGAGAUCAAUCAUCAAUAAAUAUACCCUGCAAGUUUCAAGAACAUUAAAAACAGAAAAGGCUUUUAAAUAGGGCUUCACAUAUAACCAAUGUUUCCCCCAGAUUUUGUGUUCACAAGUGAGUGUCCUCAUUAUUCACUGGCAUUGUUUUCAAGUUUCAUGUGCAUGGGCACUCCCUUAAGUGAUUUCUUAAAAGAGCUUCUGGUACAGAGAAAUGCAAAGAUGAAUAAAAAAUGUAAUGGCAUCAUUAUGUUGCCACGGCGACUCCGAUUGCAAUAAAACCCAGAUCAUAAGAAUUUUUUUUAAAGAAAUUUUCAUCUUUAUAUAAUACAGUUAUGGUAACAUUUUCCCCAUAACUUAACUCAUGCUGACGUAGUUAAUGCUCAAACUUGGGAGGUAUCCCCCCUAAAAAAUCCAGUCGAGCCACCCUAAGUACAUACAUCUUUUAAUCAAGUUGUUUAAAGUAAAAUACCUGCUGCUUCUACCCACCCCCCCCCUUAGUUACCUUGUAUAGACCCAUUUACCUGUAAACAAAAAAAACAUCCUGUUACAAGCCCUCCUCCAUAUUGAACAACACAUUAAACAACUUUUUGAAGCUUAAAAAGGCAACUACAGGUAAAUUCAAAAAGUAUCUUGAUUAGCACUGACACUGUGUAGCUUGUUUAGGCUUGUACAAUCAACUUUUGCCUUGUGGAAACCCGCUAUAACGGACGACCCUGAUAAUACAGAUAGCAGCUUAAUCCCAGGCAAAAUUGAAUUACAGAUGUUUGACUGAAGUAUAGUCCCGCUAUUACAGGCUCUCGCUAAUGAGGACACUAACUCAAGUAACAAGUAAUGAGGACACUAACUCAAGUGGAAGAUUAUGUUAUUACAGAAACACAAACAAGGGGUGUCAGUUCUUCAGUUACAGUGUCACGAUGUAACAAAAGCAAAAGAACUCAAGUGACCGAAAGCCUAGUAGAUCUAUGUAAUAAACAAGAAAAAGUGGAGAUUAAGUCAACUCAAGUCAAAUGUAAGUGAACUUCAACUCUUUGCACUGAUCUACCUUGUAAAAUUUCAUUGCAGAUGGUUCAAGUAUGCAGCAGUUGAAGGAUGAAUUUAAAAGACUGAAGCUUGAGCAGAGUAACUGGCAGAAAGAACAAAGUGAUUGGUUUUCUCAACAGGAAUGCCUUAACGAUGAACUUAGACAAGUUCAUCUUGCUAAGGAGGAAGCUGAACAGGAGAUUUGUAACUUGCAAAGACAGUUGAAAGCCAAGGAUGCACAUAUACAUGAACUGGAAACAACACUGUCCACUGCUCAACAAGCACUAGAGGAAUACAGACAAAAAGAACCUUGUGACUGGAUGAUAUCCAGAGAUGAGAUACACUUGACUGAUAAAUGCUUAGGGGUGGGAGGGUGGGGAAAAGUUUUCCUUGGAAGAUUUAGAGGUUGUCAAGUUGCUGUGAAACAGAUCCAUGAGUUGAUUUUGUCUCCUCAUAACAGACGUUUGUUUGAGAGAGAAAUGAACAUUGCUGCACGGUGCCGGCAUCCCUGUUUACUGCAGUUCAUUGGUGCAACUAAUGAUGAAGGGAGUCCUCUAUUUGUGACGGAGCUCAUGGAAAUAAGUUUACGGGGAUUACUGGAGCGGCGACAACUCUCUGAGGCAGAAAUAACAGCCAUUUCUUUAGAUGUAGCCUUAGCAUUGAACUAUUUGCACAAAAGUAAACCACCAAUCAUUCAUCGGGAUGUCAGCAGUGCUAAUGUGUUGCUAUGGCAACAAGGUGAUCUGUGGAGAGGCAAAGUGUCAGAUUAUGGCACUGCUAAUUUCAUGCAGCAGACCAUGACAGUGGCUCCUGGAGCUAUGAUUUACAGUGCACCUGAAGCACUUACAUCAAACCAAACAGUCAAGGUUAGUCAACCAACUUUAGAUGCAGUGGUAAACCUUAAGUGAUGCCCUUGCUGUAGUCAUAGUUAGUAACUACUAACUUUGCUUUGAUUUUAUUUACAACAUAAGCAUGAAUAGUAGGUAAAUUUUCCUGUAAAAAGGUGUCAUGUCAGAGGUUAAGUUUAGAUAUUGCUGCACUAAAACCUAAUGAGUUAAAACUUUGUGAAACCUUAUUCCUUGAAUUCAGUACUGAAUUGUUACAUAAACUCUGAAAUGUAGGCUCUGUUACUCAUAUUAUACGAUUAUACCUCACCCUUUCCAUAUGAACUGCAAAAGAUUUCAGUGGCAUGCCGCAUUUUAAAAUAAUAUAUUCUUGCUUUUUUUCCUUACAAAAAGUGUUAUAUGACUUUUAAGGUAAUAAACAGCAAAAAUAACUUUUGAAGAACUAUUAAAACUGUGCAGUCACAAUUGUCAAAAACCUUUCUUAACUUAGUCUGAAAUGUCAUACAUCUUCAGCCCUAACCAAUGGGGGGCUCUCUCCCCCGCACCCCCCAUGGGUUAGGGGGUGGAGACAUGUAACAUUUCAGACUACUCUUAAGUGAAAUCUUUUUAUGUUGUUACUUAGCUCCUCAAAGUUUAGACUUAGCAGGUGGUUGCUUUGGGCAUAUCUCGUUCAUGCUUCUUAAAGUAAGAGGUCAAAAGAGAAAAAGGUAGAGGAUGGGGUAAAAGAAAGAAUUCAUAGAGAACUGUCCCCUUCCCUGCUCCCCCAUUCUUUCUCAUUUGAACUGGGUUCAGCUUUCGCGGAGCCAGAUCCCUUGCUUUAGGAAACAUGACAAUAAAAAGAAACCGCCAGCUACGCUGGUUAGAAAAGUUUGAAGUGAGUAGUGUUGUUGUAGAAGGUGUCCUAGAUAUUUAUAAUGUUGUUUUUGUUGAUAGAUUGACGUGUAUAGUUUUGGAGUUCUCCUGUGCGAAAUGUGUACCCGGGAAAUGCCAGAUCCAAACCAGCGCAAGGAACAAGUUGCCCUGGUAACAAAUCACGUGUUUCGAGGCCUCAUACGGGGCUGUGUGCAGUCAGACCCUGAGCAAAGACCAAAUAUGGAAGAUAUCAUUGAAGAAGCUUAUUCAGCGCAUAUAAUCCCUUGAAAUCCUAUGCUCUAGUA